Molecule: messenger RNA, 2925 nt
Organism: Telopea speciosissima
Lineage: Eukaryota; Viridiplantae; Streptophyta; Magnoliopsida; Proteales; Proteaceae
Product: cation/H(+) antiporter 15-like
Exons: 5
Coding region: 1-2925 (974 amino acids)
Biological process (GO): proton transmembrane transport; regulation of pH
Cellular component (GO): endomembrane system; membrane
Molecular function (GO): antiporter activity
Source: RefSeq, a predicted model, not a curated record
AUGCCAGCAGCAAAUCAUACACUAAUAUGCGAUUCCUUACGCUCCAUCAACUCCAGAGGUGUUUUUAUUGGAGAUAACCCUUUGUAUUUCGUACUUCCUCUUUUCAUCCUUCAAAUCACUUUAAUUUGCAUCACCACUAGAAUCACAUCUCUCCUUCUCCAGCCUUUCGGUCAACCUCUCAUCAUCUCCCAGAUCAUUGGAGGUAUAAUAAUAGGCCCUUCAGGUCUGUGUCGCGAUAAGAAAGUAUUAGCAAUGCUAUUCCCUGAAGAAGCUAAAUUGGUAUUUGAUACAAUAUCAUGGUUUGGUGUGAUGAUAUACCUUUUUCUUUAUGGUGUAAAGAUGGAUUUGAUUAUAGUUAAACAAGCAGGAAGGAAAGCCAUAGUUAUAGGCUUCUCAACCCUUCUUCUUCCAUUGGCUUCAUGCUUAAUAAUCUCCUUCGUUUUAAGACACUAUGUCCCUUCAGAUUCACAUUUGUUUUCUUCACUACCUUACAUUGCCAUGUCACAAUGUCUCAUACCAUUCAUUGUUGUAACUUGUCUUCUCACUGAACUCAAAACCCUAAAUACUGAUCUUGGUCGCCUUGCUGUAUCUUCAUCAGUUUAUGCUGAUCUAGCUGGUCUCUCAGCUACAUUGUUUGCUUAUAAUCUUGGAAUUUCUCGAGGUGGUUCUUAUUUGAUACCAUUAUGGGCUUUACUCUCAUCAUUUGCAUUGGUUGCCUUUAUUUUCUUGGUUCUAAGGCCAUUAAUGAAUUGGGUAGAUAAUCAGAUUUCUGAUGCAAAACCAGUGAAAGAUUCACAUUUUUGUGCUGUAUUGUUGUUGAUGUUUAUAAUUGGCCUUAUAAGUCUGAUUAAUGGCCAAAAUGUUAUGUUGGGUCCAUUGAUUUUUGGAUUGGUUAUACCAAAAGGUCCACCAUUGGGUUCAGCAUUAGAUCAGAAACUUGAUACAAUGGUUACUGCUGUGUUUUUUCCAUCUUUCUUCCUUAUGUGUGGUUUACACAUAGACUUGUCUACAAUAAAGCCAAUGGUGGCAGGGGUUGUGGGGAUUGUUGCAUUGCUUGGUUUUUUGGCAAGGAUGACUGCGGUAUUCUUUUCAGCUCUCUACUACAAUAUACCAAUGCGAGAUGGUGUGGUGGUGGGACUCAUGCUCAACAGUAGAGGCAUAGCAGAACUCAUCACUUUUAAGAUAUUGAAUGAAGCAGCGAUAUUUGAUGAUGAAGAGUAUGCACUUGCUGUCCUUACAAUUCUACUGAUAACAGCAAUCACAACACCAAUUUUGAGAAUCCUUCAUGAUCCUUCACAAAGUUAUACACCAACAAAUAGAAGAACCAUACAAGACAUGAAACUCAAUUCUGAUCUUAGAAUGUUGGUUUGCAUUCGAAAACCAGAGAAUGUACCUACCAUGAUCAACCUUAUAGAAGUUUCACAUGCUAGCAGAGAGAAUCCUAUCUCGAUCAUAGUUCUCAGACUAGUAGAACUAGUGGGUCGUGCUUCUCCUAUACUAGUAGUCCACAAUGAAGAAGAAGCACAACCCUCAUAUAAUAAUGGCAGCAAUAGCAGCAGAAACAACAACAACAAUAACAACAACAACGACAACACAACCAAUAAUAUUAAUAUUACUAAUUCAUACAUCUUUUGCUCUAGAUCAGAUCAAAUGAUCUUCAAUGCUUUUAAGCAAUACAAGUUAUUGAAUGAAGAUUCCAUAAACAUUCAACAAUUCACUUCCAUAUCUCAUGUUGCUACAAUGCAUGAUGAUGUAUGUCAAGUGGCAUGUGAUAAGAGAGCAACCAUCAUAAUAGUUCCAUUUCAUAAAGAAUGGGCAAUAGAUGGUAGUAUUAAUUCUGUGAAUUAUGGUCUUAGGGCUAUGAACAGAAACAUUCUAAAGAGGGCACCUUGUUCUGUUGGUAUAUUAGUUGAUCGCGGAACAAUAAUACAAGCUGGUCAUUUUUCUGUUGUUACAAGUAGGGCUUCCAUCUACAGAGUUGCUGUUCUCUUAAUUGGUGGACCUGAUGAUGACGAAGCUUUUGCCUAUGGUUCACGUAUAGCCCUUCAUCGACAUGUUAAAGUCACAGUCAUUUUCUUUAAUGAUAUCAAUAUGAUCAAUAAGAAGAAGAUGGAAAGCUAUAAACAGAUCAAUGGGACGAAUGAGCAGAUGGAAUAUAGAGAGGAAGAGGUUACAGAUGGGGAGAAAUUAGCAGUUCUGAUUAGAGAUAUUCUAGAGGAAGGUUAUGAUCUUACAAUUGUAGGGAGAAGACAAGGGAGAAAUUCACCAGUUUUCUUGGGUCUUACUGAGUGGAAUGAAUGCCCAGAACUUGGACUAAUAGGAGAUAUGUUGGCCUCACCAGAUUUUGGUACUACAUCUUCUAUUUUAGUGUUGCAACAACAAAGACAAAUAUGUAAUCAAAGCAAAACUAGUAGAAGAGGAGGAGGAGGAAGCUUUGGUCUACUAAAUUAUGGUUCAAAAUCUCAUAUGAGAGACUUAUCAAUUCAUGAUGUACCAAUGGAUGAGAAUGAUGAAACAAGGUUUUCUCCAGCUCUCAUGGUGACUUCUUCACCGACGGCGAGCUCUUUGGUUGGUAAUGGCUCUUCCUCUUCUUCCAUUGUUGCUCUCAACAUCUCUCCACAUCUUCCAUUGAAGCUUUCCUCAACCAAUUACCUUUUAAGGCGUGAACAAUUUCUUCCUGUGCUGAAAGGUUACGAUCUACUUGGUUUUGUUGAUGGAAGCUUCCCUUGCCCGGUGGUCUGUCCUACUUCUUCUUCGUCUACGGUGGCCACACUAUGGGAUCGUCAAGAUCAGCUCAUCAAAGACUCUGCAUCGGUGGCUGCUCAUCUUCUCAAGCUUCGAUUUGUAGCUGAUUCUCUUGUUGUGAUUGAUCAUCCAAUUAGUGAUGAGAUGAGGAUCUUAUUCUCUCUACUAUUCGAUAAUUAG